UAACUAUUGAAAUGCCUUUUGAUUAAAUAAACAAUAAGCACCGAUUAGGAAUUUCCUUGCAUAUAUUCUCUUUUUUUAAUCAUUUCGCCCAUGUGAGAUUGAUAAAAUACUCUGAGCUCUACAUAUAUCACGCUUGAAAGAAGCUUCAAGCACCCGCCCUCUCCAAGUCUAGGUCUAUAGCCAUAUCCUUGCAAGUUGCAAACCAUCACAAAACCGUGCGGUCAAGUUCAUCGGAGAACUCUCAUCAAAGACACACUGAGAAAGUGUUUGAUACAAGCUUGACGCAAUAUCCGCCGUUUCAUUUAGAGGAAAAUGGAUGUUGGUUACCAUAAAUCUUUUGAAAGCUCGUUUGAGUCGGCUGACACAACAGGGAAAGUCAUCACUUGCAAAGCUGCUGUAGCAUGGGGUCCUGGACAGCCUCUUGUCAUGGAAGACGUUCAAGUCGCUCCCCCUCAACAGAUGGAGGUCAGGGUCAAAAUCCUCUUCACUUCAAUCUGUCACACGGAUCUCAGUGCUUGGAAAGGCGAGAAUGAAGCUCAGAGAGCAUAUCCUCGAAUUCUAGGCCAUGAAGCUUCAGGAAUCGUUGAGAGCGUUGGUGAAGGUGUUGAAGACAUGAAAAAGGGUGACCAUGUCAUUCCUGUCUUCCAAGGACAAUGUGGCAAGUGCAUCUGCUGCAGAAAUGAGAAAACUAAUCUCUGCCAAAGGUUUGGAGUGAAUCCAUUGAAAAGCGUGAUGGUAAAUGAUGGCAAGACAAGGUUUUCAACCAAGGAUGGGAAUCCCAUAUUUCACUUUCUCAACACCUCCACUUUCAGCGAGUACACUGUUCUUGAUUCUGCCUGUGUUGUCAAGAUCGAUUUUGAGGCCCCCCUUGAGACAAUGAGCCUCUUGAGUUGCGGCGUCUCCACCGGAGUUGGAGCUGCUUGGAAUGUAGCCAACUUGCAACCCGGAUCAACCGUGGCAAUCUUUGGUUUGGGUGCCGUGGGACUCGCUGUAGCUGAAGGAGCGAGAGCAAGAGGAGCAUCAAAAAUAAUAGGUGUUGAUAUCAACCCUAACAAAUUUGCCAAAGGCAAAGCCGUGGGAAUUACAGAAUUCAUUAACCCAAAGGAUCUAGGAGUGCCGGUGCACGAGAGAAUUGGGGCUAUGACUGAUGGAGGUGUAGACUACAGCUUUGAGUGUGCGGGAAACCUUGAAGUUCUCCGCGAGGCAUUUUUGUCCACCCAUACGGGAUGGGGACUGACUGUACUAUUGGGAAUUCAUCCAAGCCCAAUGUUGCUGCCUCUGCAUCCAAUGGAGUUGUUCAAUGGGCGUCAAAUCAUAGGAUCGAUCUUUGGAGGCUUCAAAGGCAAAACCCAGCUACCAAAGUUUGCCAAACAAUGCAUGUGUGGGACCCUAAACCUAGACGAGUUUAUCACGCAUGAGCUUCCCUUCGAGAAGAUAAACGAAGCCUUUCAACUGCUAAUUGACGGGAAGUCACUUAGAUGCCUUUUGCACCUCUAAGCUUUUUCACAGAAUGCUGGCAUCCGUUGGACAUGGCAACCUCUGUUUCGGAAAUCACUCACAGCGUGCUUGCAACAAUUACAUGUUUAUCUUGUAUAAUGGAAACCCUUAUGCAAUAAUAUAGUUGUUCACCACUAAAAUAAAUCAGCCAUGCAAUAAUAUAGUUGUUCACCACUACAAUUACAUGUUUAUCUUUUUAGUUCUCUUAACAAACUUACGUGCCAGUCAUAUCCUGUGCACCUUGAAGCGAAGAAAUUUCAUGCACGUUACUCUGUAGAUCGCA
Messenger RNA from Theobroma cacao (cacao), 1780 nucleotides. Its product is annotated as GroES-like zinc-binding alcohol dehydrogenase family protein. Gene Ontology annotation, biological process: formaldehyde catabolic process. NCBI's taxonomy places the organism in Eukaryota, Viridiplantae, Streptophyta, Magnoliopsida, Malvales, Malvaceae. The record is from RefSeq and is a predicted model, not a curated record. Gene Ontology annotation, cellular component: cytosol. Gene Ontology annotation, molecular function: zinc ion binding; alcohol dehydrogenase (NAD+) activity; S-(hydroxymethyl)glutathione dehydrogenase [NAD(P)+] activity.